AUGGAGCCGACUCCGCUGAAGCGUAUCGUAUCGCAGAUCCUGCACCAAUGGCUGCUGAUCGGGAUCGGAGUCGUUUGCGCCCUGGCAUACUGCUUCCCGAACGUCGCCAAGCAUGGCGGCGUGAUCCGCUCGGAGUACAGUAUCAUGUACGGAGUGAUUGCGAUCAUUUUCUUGAUUUCUGGUUUGAGUAUUCCGCGCCAGAAGCUGUUUUCACAGUUUUUGAAUUGGCGGCUCCACCUUGUGGUGCAGAUAAUUUCUUUUCUGUUUAUCCCGGCUUUGGUGCUGGCUGUCGUGCAUAUUAUCCUUGCUGGAGAUCCGAAGGGACAUAUUGAGCGUGCGGUUCUGGCGGGCUAUAUUUUUACGGCGUGCAUACCUACGACUAUUGCAUCUAAUGUCGUAAUGACGAGGGCAGCGGGGGGAGACGAUGCGGCAGCUUUGGUGGAGGUGCUUUUGGCAAAUGUUCUCGGUCCGUUCGUGACGGCUGCUUGGACGGUUGCGCUUUUACCGAAGGAGGCGGCGUUUGACCCGUGGCGGUACGGUGGUGGAAGCUUGGGGAACAUGUACAAAGAUGUCUUUCAGCAGUUGGGACUCGGUGUGCUUUUGCCGCUGUUUGUUGGACAGUUGGUAAGGUGGACUUGGCCUGAUCAUACUGCGGCGGUACUUUUGAAGACCAAGUUGCCGAAGCUGGGUACUGUUUGCAUGCUGCUGGUGAUAUGGUGCACAUUUUCUUCCUGCUUCGCGACAGGGGCUCUGCAAACUAUGUCUGCGCAAAGCGUGGUUUUUGUUGUCUUGUUCAACAUCGCAUUAUACAUUACCUUGACAGGGGUAUGCUUCGUGGGUGCAAGGCCCCCACGAGUCUUUGGCUCUCGGCCCUGGGCAAAGCCCAUUUUCAAGCGCAUGUCCCCCGAGGAAACCAUUGCUGUUUGUUUCUGUGGGCCGGCAAAAAGCACAGCACUUGGUAUUCCGCUGCUUUAUGCUAUGUGGCAGCCCUUGGAUCUCUUCACCAAGGCGAAGACCUCCGUGCCGGUGCUUCUUUACACCACGGAACAGAUCUGCGUAGCACACUUCUUUGUGCAGCUUUUCAAAAAAUGGCAUGCAAAGAUUGUCCAGAAAGAACACUCAGAGGAUAAUGUUGGGGAAGAUAUGGAGGUUGGGGUGGUGACUGGGGACGGGCACGACAAUGCAGCCGAACCUCGACCUCGACUGACUCCCGCUUGA
Molecule: messenger RNA, 1218 nt
Organism: Penicillium brevicompactum
Lineage: Eukaryota; Fungi; Ascomycota; Eurotiomycetes; Eurotiales; Aspergillaceae
Exons: 2
Coding region: 1-1218 (405 amino acids)
Cellular component (GO): plasma membrane
Source: RefSeq, a predicted model, not a curated record